ACCUCUCCGCUGUUUAUUUCCGGUGGCAGCGGAAGUGGAGGCAAGGUGCUGCUGUAGGUGACCGUAAGGAAGAUUGUUCAAGAAGAUUGUUAAAUAUUAGCCGGCCGUCGAGCACAAGACCACCCAAAUAAAGUAUUUCGGCGUCUACUGCACAAACGGCGUCGUAACCAUGGGAGCUCACCUGGUUAGGCGGUAUAUCACCGAGACGGACACCGAACCUGACCCGGCCAGGAAAUUCGAGUUCGACCCCCAGUUAGGGUUCGCAGAGAGGAAAGAGCGAGAGAUGGUUGCCACCCAGGAGCAGAUGAACUUGGCCCAACUGCCUUUGGAGCAGAGGGACUUCUGUGCUCAUUACCUCCUCAAGAUGAUGAAGUGCAAGAGGGACAACUGGCCCAACUUCCUCGCCUGCAAGGAUGAGAAGCAUGAGUGGGACUACUGUGAACACCAGGACUAUGUGAUGCGGAUGAAGGAGUAUGAGAGGGAGAGGAGACUCCAACUGAGAAAGAAGAGGAUUGAGGCCAAGGUUCAAGUUGCAUAAAUAAACACACUUAAGUUCCUUCCUCUAUGUAUAUAACUAAUGCUGCUCACAUUAAACAGUGAUGCAUUGGAA
Molecule: messenger RNA, 610 nt
Organism: Nerophis ophidion (straightnose pipefish)
Lineage: Eukaryota; Metazoa; Chordata; Actinopteri; Syngnathiformes; Syngnathidae
Gene: ndufb7
Product: NADH:ubiquinone oxidoreductase subunit B7
Exons: 3
Coding region: 170-538 (122 amino acids)
Cellular component (GO): mitochondrion
Source: RefSeq, a predicted model, not a curated record